This is a messenger RNA of Amphiprion ocellaris (clown anemonefish), 3696 nucleotides long. Its product is annotated as cone cGMP-specific 3',5'-cyclic phosphodiesterase subunit alpha'-like. Bases 184 to 2727 code for a protein of 847 amino acids. Gene Ontology annotation, biological process: visual perception; signal transduction. The transcript has 22 exons. Gene Ontology annotation, molecular function: protein binding; 3',5'-cyclic-nucleotide phosphodiesterase activity. The record is from RefSeq and is a predicted model, not a curated record. Lineage: Eukaryota; Metazoa; Chordata; Actinopteri; Pomacentridae.
UUGGAGCUGCUGCUUUGGUAUUCUGUCCACCGUGGAGUUUGGGAAAUGCCCCAGUAAGAUCUGCAUUGCCACAUCUUGGAGUGCAACUUUACUGCUCUGCUCUUCCUCCAUCCAUCUGUACCUGUCUGAGGGGAGCAUCUCUGUACAGCAGCAGAAAGGAUCCUUCAUCCAGACUCGGACAACAUGGGAGACAAAGACACCGUAGAGAAGUUCCUUGACAACAACCCCCAGUUUGCGAAGGAGUACUACGAAAAGAAAGUCAAGGCAGACGUGAUCACUGCUGCCUUCAACAACCAGGUCCAGAUCAAAGACCCGGCCUCUUACAAGGAUGUCACCACCAUCCAGGAGGCUGAGUUCAUAUUCGAGCUCAUUAAGGAAAUGCAGGGCGACAACCCGAUGGAGAAAGCCUUGCAUAAAGUUCUGCAGAGGAUUGCUUUGCUCAUCCAGGCUGAUCGUUGCAGCUACUUUGGCUACAGGGCUCGUAAUGGAUCACCCGAGCUGUCCACAAUCCUCUUUGAUGUGACACACAACUCUCCAUUUGAGAAAAAUCUGGUAAACCCCAAUGUAGAGAUUGUUUUCCCAACUGACAUGGGAAUUGUUGGAUGGACUGCACAUUCCAAGAAGCCCCAGAACGUUGCUGAUGUGAAGAAGGAUUCUCAUUUCAGUGACUUUGUGGACAAGCAGACCAAAUACACAACCAAGUGCAUGCUUACUGCUCCUCUUAUGUGUGGGAAAGAGCCCAUCGCUGUCAUCAUGGCGCUCAACAAACAAGGCGCUGAUGAAUUCUCCAAGGCUGAUCAGGAGCUCUUCAUUAAAUAUGUGAACUUUGCUUCUGUGGUUGCUCUGCAAGCGCACACUGCUUACAUGUGGGAUAUAGAGUCCAGGAGAAGCCAGGUGUUGCUGUGGUCUGCCAGCAAGGUUUUUGAAGAGUUGACGGAUAUUGAGAGGCAGUUUCACAAAGCCUUGUACACAGUGAGGACUUAUAUCAAAUGCGAAAGAUACUCUGUCGGACUUCUGGACAUGACUAAAGACAAGGAAUUCUUCGAUGAGUGGCCAAUCAAACUCGGAGAACAGGAGCCUUAUAAGGGCCCCAAGACACCUGAUGGCAGAGAAAUCAACUUCUACAAAAUUAUUGACUACUUGCUGGAGGACAAAGAGGAGAUUAAAGUUAUCCCCGGCCCUCCUGCAGACCACUGGGCUCUGGUCAGUGGACUCCCAACAUAUGUGGCUGAGAAUGGAUUUAUCUGCAACAUGAUGAACGCUGCAGCAGAUGAGUACUUUGCAUUUCAGAAAGAAGCAGUGGAUGAGACCGGAUGGAUGAUUAAGAACGUCCUCUCCCUUCCAAUUGUCAACAAAAAGGAGGAAAUUGUUGGUGUUGCCACUUUUUUCAACAGAAAAGAUGGCAAACCAUUUGACGAGAAUGAUGAACAAAUUACAGAAGCUCUGACUCAGUUCCUCGGCUGGUCCACUCUAAAUAGCGACACAUAUGACAAACUGAACAGAACAGAGUGGAGGAAAGACGUUUCCCAGGAAAUGCUGAUGUACCAGACAAAGGCCACACUAAGUGAUGUACAGACCAUUCUGAACACUCAAGAAAAGUUUGGUUCUGCACCAGAGGACUGCGACCAGAAGGAGAUGUACAAACUGCUGAGAACCACCAUCCCUGAAGCCAAGACGGUGGAGCUGCUUGAAUUCCGCUUCAGUGACUUUCCUUUGUCGGAGCAUGAACUCAUCAAGUGUGGUAUUCGCUGCUUCUUUGAGCUGGGGGUGGUGGAGAAGUUCAAAGUCCCAGCAGAGAUCCUGACUAGAUGGAUGUACACCGUUCGAAGGGGAUACCGUGACAUCACCUACCACAACUGGAGACACGGCUUCAACGUCGGACAAACCAUGUUCGCUCUGCUGCUAACAGGUAAACUGAAGAAGUAUUACUCUGACCUCGAGGCCUUCGCCAUGGUUGCUGCUGGAUUUUGCCAUGAUAUUGACCACAGAGGAACCAACAAUCUCUACCAGACAAAGAGCGCAUCCCCACUGGCAAAACUUCACAGCACCUCAGUGAUGGAGCGGCAUCACCUUGAGUACAGCAAAACACUGAUGGAGGAUGAGAACCUGAACAUCUUCCAAAACCUUCAGAAGCGUCAGUUUGAAACAGUGCAGCAUCUGUUUGAAGUGUGCAUAAUUGCCACUGAUCUUGCCCUGUAUUUCAAGAAGAGAACAAUGUUCCAAAAAAUUGUAGAAACAAUGGAGGGGAUUCCAGAUGAGAAAGAGAAGAUCAGCCACGUCUCCAACAACCCAACCAGGAAGGAGAUUAUCAUGGCUAUGAUGAUGACAGCUUGUGAUCUGUCAGCCAUUACAAAGCCAUGGGAGGUUCAGAGCAAGGUCGCUCUGAUGGUGGCUGCUGAAUUUUGGGAGCAGGGAGAUCUUGAGAGGACAGUUCUUGAUCAGCAACCAAUUCCAAUGAUGGACAGAAAUCAUGCUGAUGAACUCCCCAAGAUGCAAUGUGGUUUCAUCGAUUUUGUUUGCUCCUUUGUGUACAAGGAGUUUGCUCGUUUCCACACUGAGAUCUCCCCCAUGUUUGAAGGAUUAAACAUCAACAGGGGGGAAUGGAGAGCCCUCGCAGAUGUCCACGAGGCCAAGAUGAAGGCCAUCGAAGACGAGAAGAAAAGACUGGAAGGUGGAAACGAAGACGGUCAAGAAGGCGGCAAGUCGAAGACAUGCAUCAUCUGCUAGAAGAACGACACCACCGAAGCAUUUAUGGAUGUUUGUCUGGAUGUGUAUUUGUACAAUGUGUGUAUGUGCAUGUGUUCACAGAUGAGGGAAUUCGGAUGUGCAAAAUCCAUAAAUUGUUGUUUUUAUAUACUGUAUAAUUUAAGUCAUCUAUUAUCUGACACAGAAAGCUAUUUUACUGGUACAAUUAGGUACAUUCAGUUUGUAUGUCAUACUGUGGAGACAGUAAUUUUACAUUAUUCUUGUAUAUAAAAACACCCAUUAACCUUUGCGAAAAAUAAAGAUGUGUAUUUUAUUAUGAAUAUUUAAAAUGACAAUAAUAUGAGGAUGUUUAGCUACAUUCUUCAGCUUUGGGCAUGAUGUGAAUAGAAAUAUUAGCCUGUAAAUACGAUGCAGGUUACGAUGCAUGGAUAUAUAAAUACUUUUCAAAUAUUGCUCAGAUUUUCUUAUUCAAAAUUUUGUCGAGGGAAAGUUCCCUUAACAAAAUUAACAGCAACUUUUUAAAGAGAAUUCUAAGUAGUGCUUUGAAAUUUUCAAGCAUAUGUCAGUGGCAAACGGGUGAGAGGUAUAAGAAGAUUUGACUGAACUGGAUUUGGUUAUAAGCCAGGUCGAGGCCCAAGGCUUUCGGUUUUAAGUCCCCUGCUUACAUAAAGUAAUAAUACUGCCGCUCUGCUCAUACGUCAGCAUGUCGAAGGUACAUAUGGUAUUUAAAGGACAGGAAGGUGUCAUGUGGAAACACUGUGAAGAACACAUAGUCAUAACUUAUAGAAAAGAGACCUGGUUUUAAAGCAGCUGAUUAUGUUGUAACUUAAAGCUGAAAUUAAGAAUUUGUUUGCUUGUCACAUAAGAACUAUUAAUCUCAAUGAAAGCAACCAUUGCAAUGACAUUUGACUGUAUCAUGUAAGUAUAGUUUCAAAUGCAUUUAAAUGUGCAAUAGCAUCAUAUGUAAAUAAAGUAUAUUUUCAAAUCAUG